Chlorella variabilis is the source of this 741-nucleotide messenger RNA. RefSeq lists its product as hypothetical. Gene Ontology annotation, molecular function: phosphatidate phosphatase activity. NCBI's taxonomy places the organism in Eukaryota, Viridiplantae, Chlorophyta, Trebouxiophyceae, Chlorellales, Chlorellaceae. The transcript is spliced from 5 exons. The record is from RefSeq and is a predicted model, not a curated record. The annotation marks the transcript as partial. Gene Ontology annotation, biological process: phospholipid metabolic process.
GAGACUUGGAAGUACUCGUACCCGUUGAAGACGGGCAUGCAGGUCCCCGCCUGGGCGGUGCCCUGCGUUGCCCUCUUCAGCCCUCUCCUGUGCAUCAUGGGGUUUCGGCUGGCGGGCCGCAUCAGCCGCGUGGAGGCGCACCAUGCCAGCCUGAUGGCAGUCUCCUGUGUGGCAACCACUGGGCUACUGACCAAUUGGAUCAAAAUUAAUGUUGGCCGCCCCCGCCCCCACUUUGUGCACCGCUGCUGGCCCAACGGCACCAAACCGGUGUACACGCCUGAUGGGCUGCCCAAGUGCGCAGACAAUGCCAUCAACGUCGCCGAGGGGUUGAAGAGCUUUCCAUCAGGCCACACCUCCUGGAGCACCUCUGGCUUGGGCUACCUCACGCUCUGGCUGCUGGGCAAGCUGAAUUGCUUUGACGGCCAGGCGCAGCCAACACGUCUUGUCGUCGCUUUCGUCCCGCUGCUAGGUGCUGUGUGGAUUGGAAUGAGCCGAGUGCAAGAUUACUGGCAUCAUGUUGAGGAUGUAGCGGCAGGCUUCUGCUUGGGCCUCUUGCUCGCAUACCUGCACAUCCGCCAGAUCUAUGCUGGCAGCAUGGGCCAGCAUGCCGGCAUGUUGACAGCGGCAGUGCGGGGGGCAGGCGGCAAGGGCGGCCUGACAGUGUCGCCCAGCAGGUUUUCGCUGCUCGGCAACGGUGAGACGGCCGAAGAGCAGCCACACUCGGGCGAAGAACGAGUCUGA